Molecule: messenger RNA, 1296 nt
Organism: Prosopis cineraria
Lineage: Eukaryota; Viridiplantae; Streptophyta; Magnoliopsida; Fabales; Fabaceae
Exons: 10
Coding region: 225-1139 (304 amino acids)
Cellular component (GO): VCP-NPL4-UFD1 AAA ATPase complex
Molecular function (GO): polyubiquitin modification-dependent protein binding
Source: RefSeq, a predicted model, not a curated record
GAACACCACGCGGUAUGCUGGUUUGCUUCUCUCGCAAGCUAUUUGGUAUCUCCUUCCAAGUUCCAACGCUAAAGUUCCAGACGUCUUGGAUUUAUUCUCAGAUCAAGCUACUCACUGUCUCAACCAGAUUUUUCUUCUUUGCUGUUUUCUUUAUUUACUUGGAGGGGUUGAUCAUCUGGUGUCACUGACUCACUGUACAAAAUUCACAGACAGGGAAGAUAGAAAUGUUUUCCGACGAAUAUGGGAAUCGUGGGACGUCAUUCGAGCACUCAUAUCGAUGUUACCCUGCUGCUUUUAUUGACAAGGUCUGCAUUCUUUUGCAGCCCCAACUUGAAACUGGUGAUAAAAUUAUAAUGCCUCCUUCGGCCAUUGACCGUCUAGCAUCUCUACAUAUUAAUUAUCCAAUGUUGUUUGAACUCCGGAAUGAUGCUGCUGAUCGGGUUUCUCAUUGUGGGGUGCUGGAGUUCAUUGCAGAGGAAGGCACAAUAUAUAUGCCUUAUUGGAUGAUGCAGAACAUGAUUUUACAAGAGGGAGACAUUGUAAGAGUGAAAAAUACAACACUUCCCAGGGGAACAUAUGUUAAAUUACAACCUCACACCCAGGACUUCUUGGAUAUUUCUAAUCCAAAAGCUAUGUUAGAGACCACUCUGAGAAAUUUUACCUGCUUAACCACCGGAGAUAGCAUCAUGGUGGCAUACAACAACAAAAAGUAUUACAUUGAUAUUAUAGAAACCAAGCCUGCUAAUGCAAUAACCAUCGUUGACACUGAUUGUGAGGUGGACUUGGCUCCUCCCUUGGACUACAUGAAAUCUGCACUGAAGAAAGCCAAGGAGGCUCAAGCUAAUAAAGAACAUAAGUUCAACCCUUUUUCUGGUAGCGGAAAACGUUUGGAUGGAAAGCCGUUGAAGUAUCAAUCUCCUUCAUUAUAUUCUCCGACUCCAAAUGGGAAUUCGCUAUCUUCUGCAGCACCUGGUUCUCAACGAAGGAGUCCUCAAUCUCAAGGAAACGUUGUUUUUGGAUCUGAUGUAUACCGUACUACAGAAAUAAGAAAGGGGAAGGAAUUAAAUCGACAGCCUCCUCAACAAGAACAACCAAAAUUUCGGGCUUUCAUGGGCAAGAAGUACUCUCUAAGGGGUUGAUUAAAUAUUAAAUCAAGUGCUUUGAACUUUUACUGUACUUUACUAAUCUUGUCUUCAUAUGAUGAGAAGAUGACACAGUAUGAUGCAAUAAGAAGCCUACGGCUCGUGUAACUGCCUUACAGUAAUAAGAGAACACACCCAUCUGUUUGUCCAGCUA